CACACCAUCAGCAGCCAGCACUCACACAAAAACGCCCAAUAAAUUACAGUUGCAGGCACAGGAGGCACACGUAAAAGUUUUAUAACAAAGACAAAAAUAAUAAUAAUAAAGCAGAUAGCAUCAGGGUCAGGGCGCGCUGAAUACGUUAAAGCUAUCAACCACAACAUAAACAUUCCAAUACCAGAGUUACAGCCCCAGCUGCGCCCCGCAAUUCCCCCCUCAAGCCGCUCAAGCCCGCAGACAGUGUGACAAAAGUGCAGAAAAAACAAAAAACGAGCGAAACAAUUUAUCAAUUAUGAAUUUCUUGGGCUUUGGCCAAUCAGCCGAAAUCGAAAUUGUAUUUGAUGGAGCCGAGAAUAAGAAAACCGCCGAGGUCAAGGGCGAGGAUGGCAAAGUGGAAAAAAUGCUGCUCUUCUACGACGGCGAAACGGUAUCCGGCAAGGUAAAUGUAACGCUAAAGAAGCCGGGCAGCAAACUGGAGCAUCAGGGCAUCAAGAUUGAGUUUAUUGGACAAAUUGAAUUGUUCUACGAUCGGGGCAGUCAUCAUGAGUUCAAGUGUUUGGCCAAGGCGCUGGCACGUCCCGGCGAUCUUAUACAGAACAACAGCUAUCCGUUUGAUUUUCCGAACGUGGAGAAACAGUUUGAGGUCUAUGCCGGCUCCAAUGUGCGAUUGCGUUACUUUCUCCGUGCGACAAUUGUGCGUAGGAUUAGCGAUAUUACACGUGAGGUGGACAUUGCUGUCCACACACUCUGCAGCUAUCCGGAAAUGAAUAAUCCCAUUAAAAUGGAGGUGGGCAUCGAGGAUUGCCUGCACAUCGAGUUCGAAUACAAUAAGAGCAAAUACCAUUUGAAGGAUACGAUCAUUGGUAAAAUCUAUUUUCUGCUCGUACGCAUCAAGAUCAAGCACAUGGAGAUUGCGAUCAUUAAGCGGGAAUCGACCGGCACCGGACCAAACAUAUUCACCGAGAAUGAAACGAUUGCCAAAUACGAGAUAAUGGAUGGGGCGCCCGUUAAGGGUGAGAGCAUCCCGAUACGCGUAUUCCUUGCCGGCUACAAUCUGACGCCGACAAUGCGGGACAUCAAUAAGAAGUUCUCGGUCAAGUAUUUUCUCAAUCUGGUGCUGAUGGACACCGAGGAUCGGCGCUACUUCAAACAGCAGGAGAUAACGUUGUGGCGCAAAGCGGACAUACCCCGUUACCAUGUUACCCAGCAGCAGCAGCAACAACAGCAGCAUCAGCAACAGCAGCAGCAUCAGCAUCCACAGCAGUCGCAUCUGCAGCAUCAGCAUGUGCCGCUGCAUGCACCGCCGCAUCUGGUCAGUGGUCCGGCAGCGCCGACUGUUGCCCAUUCCCUGAUUAGCAGCAGCACCGACAGCGAGGGUGCCGCCAUUGCCACGACAGGCAGCAUGACUGGCCCAGUUGCUGGUGCACCCGAAUCCAAAAUGGGUCUCUUUACGCGCGAGAGUCCCAAUCAGGAGUUUAGCCAGCAACAGCUCGACUCACCGCUGCCCAACUCACCGAUGACGCCCAGCGGCGUCGGCGGCGGCGGCGAGAACAGUCUAAUCCCAUCAAUGGCCACAGCUAUUGCUGCCGGCAGUGAACGGGAGCGUGGCAUGGGCGAUGGUGCUGCUGCGGCGACUGCGAGCGCCUCACCAGUGGCCAUGCUAUCCAGCACGCCGCCACCUCUGCCCAGCAGCGGCUCAGCAGCAACUGUUGCUGGAGUAGGAACUGGUGCUGGAGCUGGAGCUGCAACAGGUGCGGCAAACACAGCCAUUGGCACAGAGGAGCCAGCGUUGUUCAUACAAUCACCAGCGCAUGUUGCUGGCGAUGGCAAUAUGGAUUUGGAUAUGAAUGUCGAUGUCGAUGUGGAUGACGAUGUGGAUGUGGAUGUGGUUGAGAAUGUGAAGCGGUCACACAUCAUGCCCGAUGAUGAGCUAACGGACGUGGCGCUGCCAUCGCCACCAGCAACAGCAGCCGGCAAAAAGAUCAAUGCGGCGCCAUUGAGUGCGGAUUGAGUGAGACCUGAGAUUUCCAUUUUGAUUUUGAUUUCCAUUUCGAUUUCGAUUUCCAUACGAACAACAACUCAACGGCUGGCGGAAGCUGAAGCAACUAUUAAUAUGGUAUAUAUAUAUAUAUAAACAUACACACAACAAAUAUGCAUAUA
Messenger RNA from Drosophila grimshawi, 2163 nucleotides. RefSeq names its product vacuolar protein sorting-associated protein 26 (gene Vps26). Lineage: Eukaryota; Metazoa; Arthropoda; Insecta; Diptera; Drosophilidae. Gene Ontology annotation, cellular component: retromer complex; endosome. Gene Ontology annotation, biological process: retrograde transport, endosome to Golgi; intracellular protein transport. The record is from RefSeq and is a predicted model, not a curated record. The transcript is spliced from 2 exons. The coding region runs from base 296 to 2014 and encodes 572 amino acids.